AUGCCUUACGUGCUUGACUACGGCGUCGAUGGCAACGUCACUGGCGCACAUUUCGUCGAGGAGCUGCCAGAACGCCCGACUCGACCGCAGACACCCUACUUAAAGCUCGACCCACCCACUACUCCGGUGCAUAGUCAAGGAUCACCAACACCGAGCGCCGGAGCCCAGCCAGCACCACUCGACGCCAUGUCGUGGACACCAGGUCAACUACCACCGGACAUUUAUCCCCCGGGACAACCACGCGGGCCAGCACGCUCGAGUCAAGGUCAUCGCAAACAACCCGAUCUCGUCACCUCCGCUCGCUUCGCGCAACACGCCAACAAUGCUGACACCCACCCAGUCCUCCAGCAACGUGGACCAAGUACCUAUCAGUCUGCGCCCAUCCAGCAGCAGUACCCUCAGUAUUACCGUCCUCAACAAGUCCAACAGCAACAGCAACAUCCUCACUACCUUCCAACAGCGAUCCAUCAUCCUCAACCGCAGCGCGCCGCCACCCACAACUUGCAUCAGAUUGACCCUGAUGUGAGACCUCAUUUCGUUCCCCCGAGGCCAGCGCCGAAUCCCACACGAUCUGAUGGACUCGGUCCACCCCCAUCUGACAGGCAGGCGCAACGAGCAGGUCCGGCGUUCAAAACACCCCUUCCGCUUCCACAAAGCUCGCCAACAUAUCCGGCACCACUGCUACACGCAGCUGUUCAAGGCCAGCCGUUGAGAUAUGGACCACCGGUGACUGUACCGAUGGUAGCUCCACAUGUGCCUGCCAUGAAGCCGCCGCCACCAUCUCGCCCACCAAUGACCAUUCCAGCUCCUCCAGGUGGUAUCAAGACUUAUGCCAAGGCUACAGAGUUCGUCAAGCACUUUGCAGCACACUUCGGCCCCGGCAGCGAUGAGUGCACAGCCUUGGAGGACCUCAUUCUCCGCUACAACAGGAUCGACCUCAACGACGAAGAGUUCUACACUGCAGUGUAUCGUAUUCUGUAUCGACACAAGGCUCUGAAUCUUGUGCCAGGCUUUUUGGACUUUCUUCCCCCUUCUUGGGAAGGACAGGAUCUGACGUGGAUCCACAAAGAAGUCCAGCAGGAUGUGGACGAGCAGAACAAAGUCAAGCGGCAAGGUCAACAUCGGUCGCCAAGCUCUACAGAAGCAGAGCUCAUUGAUCAAGAAAUGCAAGACGGCGAGCACGCCGCCAGCGAGGAGGAGGAAGAUGAGGAGAUCAAACAGUUACCAAAGCCAACGAUCAAGCUGCUGGCACCCAAGAAGAAACGCCCGAUCAACGGCUUCUCUACAGGACAUCACGAAGCCAACGAUGGCACUGUCAAUCCAAUUGUCCUCAAGCCUGUGCACCACCCUCCACCUCCGCCGAGAUCGAUCUCUGCUGAGCCUGCGCAAUCUGAUCAUGACAAGUCUAUGCCCGAUCGUGAAGCCGCUGCGGUGGUGAACACUACGGCGAGCGACGCACCUGAGCAGCCUUCGCCAGGCCUCGUCAAGCUCAAGCUCAAAGUCAAAGCCGGCUCAAAGCCACCUCCAGCGAAGAAGAUGCCAGCUAGUAGCCGUCGCAAGACUGCGCCGCGGACCAGGCCACAGCGCGCCGCUAGCGUCUUCGCCACCAAGAAGCGCAAAGCUGCAGAGGCUCUUGACACCCAGGCCAGCAGUCUCAAUGGGGGUAACAACUAUGGCUCUACACCCGCUUCGGAGAUCACACACUUCGGACCAGUCUACGCAACUCGUCGCUCUAUUCUCAAUCGCAGCAGCAGACCGUACAUCCACCUCCCAUGUGGCUCCCGGUUUGCCCAUCCUGGCGAUGUCAAAGCUCAUGCACGCAAGGGCAAUGGAGGCAGAGGCUGUGGCAAGCUUGGCAACUGGAACGAGCACCCAUCAUGCCAAGCCGACUACAUUCAGAUCCACUACGCCCAUGCUCAGGAUGGUUAUGUCAUUCUUGACCAAGAAAGCCACGAUAGGCUUGAGUCUGCCAUUCAGUCUGGCCUCAAGUACGCCGAGGAACAUCCGGUCCCGGACACCACUACCAUCGAUCACACCAGCAACAAGGGCAAGAAGGUCACCAAGAGGAAGACAGUGACCAAGAAGAAGACAACUCUAAAGUCAAGCAUUCCGCCAGCGGAGGGCGCCGAGGAGCCAAACAAGUACGAAUUCGACUUUGACACCGAAGGCGAUGCCGACGCUGAAGGCGAAGAUGUCUCAGCUGAGGACGGGGAUGUGUCGAUGAUGUCGGCACCACGUCCCGCCACGGCUGCCAUGUCUCAUACGACUGACGCUGUACAGGCUCCUGUCGUUCAGGUAAGCAAUCCAGGGCGCGUCAAUGAGAAGAGCGAUGGCGAGAACGUGGCACAGCCGCCAGAGCCAGAGUGGGAAUGGGACGGGACCGCUCUGCGCGCUGCUGCUCUCGGCUUACGCAAGCCUUCUCGUCCAUGA
Fulvia fulva is the source of this 2430-nucleotide messenger RNA. RefSeq lists its product as uncharacterized. The transcript has 3 exons. The record is from RefSeq and is a predicted model, not a curated record. NCBI's taxonomy places the organism in Eukaryota, Fungi, Ascomycota, Dothideomycetes, Mycosphaerellales, Mycosphaerellaceae. Bases 1 to 2430 code for a protein of 809 amino acids.